UCAGACGAGGUUGACUUAAAUAUUUUAAAAGCAUAUCUUAAGCGUUUAUAAAGGAUGGAGAUAUUUGCUACAAUUUUACUUGUGGCAUGUGCAACGGUGGCAUUGUCAGCGCCAGAUUGUCCACCAGAAGGUCAUAUUCAUCCAGGAUAUUCUUAUGAAGCUCCUGCUGCUUUAACAAAAGUAGUAAGCCCGAGUUAUUCUGCAUAUCUUCCACCAGCAGUUACAAAAGUUGUGAAACCUGGUGUAUCUUACGCAGCACCAUACAAUUAUGGAGCAUUCCAUUCAUAUGCACAACCUAGUUAUGCUGCUUAUUCUGCACCUGCAGUAGCUAAAGUCGCUUACCCCCAACCUUCUUAUGUUGCACCUGCAGUAGCUAAAGUCGCUUACUCUCAACCAGCAUAUUCUUCUUAUGUUGCACCAGCUGUUACAAAAGUUGUGCAGCCUGGUGUAUCCUACGCUGCUCCAUACAAUUAUGGAACAUUCAGCUCAUAUGCUCAACCUUCUUAUUCUGCUUACUCAACACCUGCAGUGGCAAAGGUUGCUUACGCUCAACCAUCUUACGCUUCAUACGCUGCACCAGCUGUUACAAAAGUAGUCAGUUCAUAUGCUCAGCCUGCUUAUGCUGCUUAUGCUACGCCUGCAGUAGCCAAAGUUGCAUACGCUCAACCAUCUUACGCCUCAUAUGCUGCACCAGCUGUUACAAAAGUAGUCAGUUCAUAUGCUCAGCCUGCUUAUGCUGCUUAUGCUACACCUGCAGUGGCUAAGGUCGCUUACGCUCAACCAUCUUAUGCUUCAUAUGCUGCACCAGCCGUUGCAAAAGUAGUCAGUUCAUAUGCUCAGCCUGCUUAUGCUGCUUAUGCUACACCUGCAGUGGCUAAGGUCGCUUACGCUCAACCAUCUUAUGCUUCAUAUGCUGCACCAGCCGUUGCAAAAGUAGUCAGCUCAUAUGCUCAACCUUCUUAUGCUGCUUAUGCUACACCUGCAGUAGCUAAGGUCGCUUACGCUCAACCAUCGUACGCGUCAUAUGCUGCACCAGCUGUUACAAAAGUAGUCAGCUCAUAUGCUCAACCUUCUUAUGCUGCUUAUGCUGCGCCUGCAGUAGCCAAAGUUGCAUACGCUCAACCAUCUUACGCCUCAUAUGCUGCACCAGCUGUUACAAAAGUAGUCAGUUCAUAUGGUCAACCUGCUUAUGCUGCUUAUGCUACACCUGCAGUAGCUAAGGUCGCUUACGCUCAACCAUCUUAUGGUUCAUAUGCUUCACCAGCAUAUGCAGCAAGUUAUGGUUCUUUCGGAAUUGCUGCACCAGCUACAACAUUAAUAAAAUCACACCCAGCAGUACUUAACUCAGUCAUUGCAAAGCAACAUGAUAUCUAUGAGGACAAUGGAGUUUAUGCUAAUUCAUAUGCCAAAUAUUCUUUCGAAUAUGGUGUAAAUGAUCCCACAACAGGUGAUAUUAAGCAUCAAAAAGAAGAAAGAGAUGGUGAAAUAGUAAGAGGGCAAUAUUCCCUCGUUGAACCUGACGGUAAUGUAAGAACUGUUGACUAUUAUUCUGACGAAUGGGGAUUCCAUGCUGACGUUAAAAACUCACGAGAUAAUAUUCAUAAAUGAAUCGAAGAAUAAUCUGAGAUCUUCUUCCUUUUAACUCAACCAAAAUAUUUAUCUAAGUCCUAAGUCACAACUCAACAAUCUUAUUCGUCCUUCUAAUUGUUCUUGAUUUCUCCAUACCUUCAUAUCAAAGUAUUCUUUGUGAAUGUCAUUUUAGGAAUAAGUUUAUUUUUUCACUUUUCAAAACUUUCAUCUGUCGAAUAAAUUGAAAUUUUCUAUGUGAUACACGAAACGAUAAAACACGACUUGUCUUUAAAUACAUAAAAACUAUUUGAUUACCUACAUAUUCUGAAUUUUAAAAUGUACAAUGUUUAAGCUAUUCCUUUAAUAAAAUAAUGUUACAAAAAAGCAUUUGCUUUUUAUUUAC
Molecule: messenger RNA, 1972 nt
Organism: Clunio marinus
Lineage: Eukaryota; Metazoa; Arthropoda; Insecta; Diptera; Chironomidae
Source: the annotation of a GenBank genome assembly